Durio zibethinus is the source of this 736-nucleotide messenger RNA. RefSeq names its product secE/sec61-gamma protein transport protein (gene SECE1). The record is from RefSeq and is a predicted model, not a curated record. Lineage: Eukaryota; Viridiplantae; Streptophyta; Magnoliopsida; Malvales; Malvaceae. Gene Ontology annotation, cellular component: chloroplast thylakoid membrane.
CCAAUAUUUUGACUCAACGUCCACAAUCGAAGCACCAUACAUUUAUCCGAAAAAACAGUUUUCACUCACCUAGUGUAAAAUGGUGGUCUCGCUGCAAUUUCCAGUCUCAUCACAAAAAACAGUUGCGCUUUCUCCAACCACCAUACAACCGAAAGCGGCACCUGUCAGUCGCGGUUUCUUCUCAUUCCCUUCCAGAACCAGGUCUCUUCUCAAAAUCAGGGGCAACUUGAACAAAAACCAAUUUUUUCCCAUCAAUGCCAUCGAAGAAAGCAAAGAGAGUGUGGAAGAGUCAGAGACCGCAAUGGAAGUGGAAGCAGAAGCUUCGGCGAGUGAAGAAAGCGAGUUGAGUGAGAUAGGAGCGGAGAUAAAGAAGGCGAUGAAGGAGAGAGAAGGGAGUAAUAAUAAUCUUGCGGGCGGAGUGGCGGAGGAGAUAAGGGAAAUCGAGUGGCCUGCGUUUGGGAAAGUGUUGGGGACCACCGGCGUUGUGCUUGGGGUUAUUGCUGGGUCUAGUGUCGUUUUACUUACUGUUAAUGCCGUUUUAGCUGAGCUUUCUGAUCGGGUUUUUGCUGGCAAAGGUGUCCAAGAUUUCUUCAGCUGAUUUAUUUAUUGGAAUGGAACUUUUUUGUAUUUUUUUAAUUACAGUUUUUAAUGUAAUUUCUUGUUUCUGCUAAAUCAGGCCAAAAAUAAACAUAACUGGAAUAGACGCAACACACUAACUUAAACGCCAGCGCACUGA